AUGCCGCUGGCCUGGAAGAUGGAGGAAACGGCCAAAGCCAGGGAAUUUUGUCCACCAGGCACAUAUGGGAAGGACUGUAAACAGGUAUGUCAGUGUUCAGCUGAGAAUGAAGAGUGUCACCUAGUCACGGGGAGAUGUACCUGUCUGCCCGGCUACCAUGGAAACCGCUGUCAUCUCCAACUACGAAAAAGCGUUCAAGAAAAUAUCCAUAAAAGGUGUGGCUGGCUCAAAAACAAAAGUUUCAGCAGCCAGAAACAACUGGGCUUUCAUGUUCUCGAGUUUGGAGUGGAGAUUCAAAUUUUUCUCUCGGCAGAGGGUCUUAAUUGCCAAAGGAUAUGCAAGUGCCUUAAUGGCAGCAACUGUGACACUGUGAUUGGCACCUGUUACUGUCCUCCUGGCUUCAUUGGGGCUGACUGCAGUCAAAUUUGUCCUGUGGAUCACUAUGGGCAGGACUGUGUCCAGCAGUGUUCCUGUGGCUCAGGACAGUGUGACCCAGUGACUGGAGGGUGCCAAUGUCCACCUGGCCAAAUGGGAGCCAGGUAUCAGCAAGAUUUCAGCACAAAGUCAUCAAGGAGCCAUCUCCAGUUCCCAAAGUAUACCAAGCACAUAGUUAUACGCACAAUAAAAGGUGUCCCCAAACAAUGUUUGGCCCAAACUGUGAGCUAAAUGUACCUGAAAAAUGGUGGCCUUUGCAGUCCUGUGGACAGAAGUUUUACCUGUGGUCUUGAAUGUACAGGUAAUUACUAUGAAAAAGUUAAGUUGAUUAUCACAUUCUUUUAUUCAAUAAAAUUCUAGGACAUACUGCCAUUGUUU
Lontra canadensis (Northern American river otter) is the source of this 813-nucleotide messenger RNA. RefSeq names its product protein draper-like. The record is from RefSeq and is a predicted model, not a curated record. Lineage: Eukaryota; Metazoa; Chordata; Mammalia; Carnivora; Mustelidae. The transcript is spliced from 8 exons. The coding region runs from base 1 to 666 and encodes 221 amino acids.